AUGGGCUCUCCUGAUGAUAAUGGCUAUAAUCAUACUGAUGAAAAAAGAACCAAAGAAUCCGCUACUGAAGCGGCUGAGGAUCGUGGACAUUGGGGUCAUAAAAUGGAUUUCAUGUUGUCUUGUAUCGGUUAUGCAGUUGGUCUAGGAAAUGUUUGGCGAUUUCCCUAUCUGUGUGCCAGUAGUGGUGGAGGUGCAUUUUUGAUUCCCUACUGUAUUAUGUUGGUUUUGGUGGGCAUUCCUUUAUUUAUCUUGGAAUUGACAAUUGGUCAAUACACUCAGGAAGGACCUUUGCAAGUUUGGGAAAACUUAUUUCCUGUUUUGAAAGGUGUCGGCUAUGCAAUGUGUGUAUGCUCAUUUGGAGUUGCAAUUUAUUACAACGUUAUCAUUGCUUGGUGCUACUACUUCGUAUUUGCAUCCAUGCAAGAUCCACUACCUUGGUCAAAAUGCAAUCAAACGUGGAAUGAUGCAAAAUGCUAUGAACGAGUUCGAAUUUGUGAUAGCAACGAUUCAGUAACUACUGUAGCUACAACUGUUGCUGCUACUGUGACUGGUGCUGCCAAACAGGUCAUUCCUUGUGUUUCCAAUACGACCAAGGUUGAGACACCAAGUGAACAGUACUGGAAUCAUCAUGUUUUGGAAAUUUCCAACGGCAUUGGCGAACUAGGAACAGUACGAUGGCAUUUGGCGUUGUGUUUGCUCCUAGCUUGGAUUGUUAUUUAUUUCUGCGUAUUCAAAGGUGUUAAAUCCUCUGGCAAGGUUGUAUACUUUACCGCUACGUUUCCUUAUGUUGUUUUGGUUAUUUUACUUAUUCGCGGUGUAACCUUGGAGGGUCAUCUGGAUGGUAUAAGGUUUUAUUUAACUCCAGAUUGGAGUAAGUUAAGUGAUGCGAAAGUGUGGGCCGAUGCUACUACACAAAUCUUUUUCUCGCUCAGUGUUGGAUUUGGUGGUUUGAUCACCAUGGCAAGCUACAAUCAAUUCUACAACAACUGCUUCAGGGAUUCUAUUACCGUUGCCUUAAUAAACUGCAGUACCAGUUUUUUCGCCGGUUUUGUAAUAUUUUCCGUUGUUGGAUACAUGGCACAUACUGCUGGAAGACCGGUUGCCGAAGUUGCUGAUCAAGGUGUCAGCUUGGCUUUCAUAGUUUAUCCAGCAGCCGUUGCGGCAAUGCCUGUUUCGCAGCUAUGGUCAAUAAUCUUCUUCUUCAUGUUAAUUACUUUGGGUAUGGAUAGCCAGUUUGCGUUUAUGGAAACUAUUAUUACUGCUGCUGUAGAUGAGUAUCCAAAACAGUUGCGUGAAAAAAAAUGGUUUAUUUGUAUUAUUGGAUGCGGAUUUUUGUAUCUUCUUGGAUUCCCUUGCAUUUGUCAGGGUGGUGCAUAUGUAGUACAGCUGCUGGAUGAUUAUGUUGCCGGAAUAUCUUUACUUUUCCUAGUAAUUUGUGAAUGUAUCGCUUGUGGUUGGGGAUACGGCAACGGUCGUAUUGGACGUGAUCUAAAGCGAAUGAUCGGAUAUCAACCAUGGUUUUAUCAUUGGUUUUUAUUCUGCUGGAAAUACAUUUCCCCCGCUACUUUAAUGUUUGUAGUUGUUUUUAAAUUCGUUGAUUAUGGUCCAAUCAAAUACGGAACCUACAUAUUCCCAAAAUGGUCAGAAAUUAUCGCCUGGUUUGUUGCCUUGUGCUCAAUGCUGUGCAUUCCUGGAGUCGCAAUCUAUAAGAUUGUAAAGGCCCCAGGCGAUACAUUUGCAGAAAAAUGGCGGGUUGUUUCAACGCCUCGAGAUGAUAAAUAUGGUGAUUUAAUGGAAAGUGCAAUGGAACUUAAAUCUCGUGAAAUGGAUAACGUUGCCUAGAAAAAAUCAAGGGCUAAGGAUGGCAAUUAUGAUAUAAUCACUCAUAUAUCGUACACUUAAUUAUACGAAAAUCUUAAAAAAGAUUUUUAUGCGUAAGCAUAAUAUAUAUGUUUAUAAAUAUACCGAGAGUACGUAUAUACUGUGUAUGUAUGUAUGUAUUUGUGUGAAUUAAUUCAUAAAGAUAAAUUAAAAAUACUCUACUUCAAAUACUUUGCCCAAAUAAAACUUUUUAAAUGUUUAAGUUAGCAAAUUAGAGUAAUAGCUACCACCUUUAGUGUAUGGUUAAUAUCGCUUAAUAUAAUAUUUAAUAACCUAUAUUCGUCAAUAUCAAGAUUGUUCCCGAUGGUGAUAUUGUACGGACUUUGAAAAUUGUCGCAUGGUUUACACAGUUAAUUAUAUAUUAAUUGCCUAUACUUCUGUUAUCGACACAUAACGCUGUAAUAAAGUCUCGCCAGUCAUCACUUU
Molecule: messenger RNA, 2307 nt
Organism: Trichoplax adhaerens
Lineage: Eukaryota; Metazoa; Placozoa; Uniplacotomia; Trichoplacea; Trichoplacidae
Exons: 12
Coding region: 1-1842 (613 amino acids)
Biological process (GO): sodium ion transmembrane transport
Cellular component (GO): membrane
Source: RefSeq, a predicted model, not a curated record